ACCGGCGGCAAGGGGCGGGGCCGCGGCCCUCGGCUCCUCCCCCGUCUCCAUGGCGAUGGAGGUGGCGUGGCCCUGCCGGAAGUGGGGGUUUUGCCACAGAGCCGCCUCUGCCUCCCCUCCCCCCCUCCCCAUGGCCCUGAGGGGAGCUGGUGCCAGUGUAGGGCGCAGAGGGACACACCAGCCUUGGUCCUCGCUGCCCUUCGGGGCAGAUGGCCCUACCAAGGCUCCUAGAGAUUUGCAAAUGCCCAAGUCGUGAGUGUAGCAGCAGUGGGCCAGCCCCUCAGCUCCCAGAAGCUGUGUCCACUGGCUGCCUCACCGGAAGCCCCCAUAACCUCCCCUGCGCUUGAUGCCGCCUCAGAGAUCCUCCAGCGGAGGGCUGUGGGGGGAACAGGUUAUUCAUGCCUUGGGGUCGACUGCUGCCUUCCAGGUGCUUGUUUCCCCUCUUUGCCUUAACCUGUGUUCACAGGGAACAUGAUGGCUGCGCUGCAGGCUGCACUGAAAAACCCGCCCAUCAACACCAAGAGCCAGGCAGUGAAGGAUCGGGCAGAAAGCAUUGUCUUGAAAGUGCUCAUCUCUUUCAAAGCCAACGAUAUUGAGAAGGCAGUACAGUCUCUAGACAAGAAUGGAGUCGACCUGCUAAUGAAAUACAUCUACAAGGGCUUUGAAAGCCCCUCUGACAACAGCAGUGCAGUGUUGUUGCAGUGGCAUGAAAAGGCUCUUGCUGCUGGAGGUGUAGGGUCCAUUGUCCGUGUCUUGACUGCCAGAAAAACGGUUUAAGUCCAGCAACAAGUGGCUGUCUGCUAUUGGUGUGGGAAAUGCUGGUACAAAGACCAAAAGAACCAAAUGUCGUCGCUGCCCUGUGGGUAGCAUCUGUCUCUCUCAGCUUGCCUUCUUGCUGCUGCUUUCAUAUCUGACAAAAUACACAUAUCUCAUUUCCUUUUGUUAACCUUUGGAUAGUAUAGAGAUGCAAUUUAAUUUCUAAUGGGAAUAUUUGGUACUUGGAAGCAUUUCAGUGGCAUCACAUACAGUAUAUACACGUGGAUAAUUAUACACAAUUUUUGUGUAUGAUGGUUUGAAUUCACGUAAAUAAUGGUGGCAGUUUUUUGACCUGACUUUCCAUGCAGAGGGGGAGGGACUCAAGGCAGUGUAUUAAUUCUCUAGCUUGCCCCACAGUGUUUUGAUGUAAUAUAGAUAUAUAUUUGACAAGUUGACAGCUAUUAUUAAAGGUAACUGGAUCAUUCUCUUGGUCGACUUCUGAGCUCUACAGCGGUGAGUUGUGUAGAAGUAGGGAGGCUGUGUCUUCCCUCAGAACCUGAUUAUUCAUUCAGUAAGUUGAUUUUUUUUUCCUUUCUCGUAAGAAUUUCACAUCUAUGGGGUUUGUUUGGGUUUUUUGCUUUCUUUGUGAUCAGCCAGGUGCUGAUCAGAGAGAGCAAGUCAUAACAGUUAAAGAAUUGUCUAGAUCAUUGGAGAUAAAGGUUCAUUUUCACUGGGUCCUAAUUUAGUAAUCUUAUUUUGGGAGCAGAGCAGAUGUAGAUAAGGGCAAGUAGUAAAUGCCCUUGGCAACAAGCUGCAAGAGAAACAAUUAUGUAAAAUGCAGCACUGUUGCUGCCUUUGGACACCAAUGCACAUUUCUCAAGAUUGCCAGUGUGGCGCUUGUAAAAUGUCUUGAGCAGUAUUUUUCCCCAGGUACCUGGGACCUAGAAAAUACCAGUAGGUUCACAUUCCAUCAUAUAGCUUAGUACAUUGUGUUAACUAACAGGUAAACCAAGUGAAGUCCCAAGAGAGACGAGUUCUUUUUAAUUAAAAAUGUCCAUAAAGUCCAGUGUAUCCCAGACCGCAGAUCACCCUGAAUGUGUGUAACAAAAACUGAAAUGCACCAGUGUUCUACAUUCACAUUUUACACCUGUUCAGUUGUGUAAAAUUGUGAGGAACUUGUGAAGACCUUUGCUGUUUUUGAUACUUGCUUUUUUUUGUAAAAUGAUAAAAGAUCAGAAAAUAAAUUGUUGCUGUUGACAUCUGAA
This is a messenger RNA of Alligator sinensis (Chinese alligator), 2021 nucleotides long. Its product is annotated as actin-related protein 2/3 complex subunit 5. The record is from RefSeq and is a predicted model, not a curated record. Bases 472 to 777 code for a protein of 101 amino acids. The transcript is spliced from 3 exons. Gene Ontology annotation, cellular component: Arp2/3 protein complex; cytoplasm; actin cytoskeleton. Gene Ontology annotation, molecular function: actin filament binding. Lineage: Eukaryota; Metazoa; Chordata; Crocodylia; Alligatoridae. Gene Ontology annotation, biological process: regulation of actin filament polymerization; Arp2/3 complex-mediated actin nucleation; cell migration.